CCAUGCCCGAUAAGGGCCGCCAACUCUCUCUCUCUCUCUCUCUCUCUCUUUCUCUCACAUCUCUCUGCCUGUUCAUGUCGCCUGCAAGUGAAGAUUCGUCGGAGCAAGAAGGACGAACUGGGCAUAUGGCGGGGUCGGCGGUCGCGACGGUUCUGAAGGGUCUCUUCCUGGUGUUGGGUUGCUUCAUGGUGGCCACUCUCGUCUACACCAUCGCCGUCGAUGGCCUCCCCUUCCGCUCUGACCUCCUCACUCCGUGGAUGGCAGCGACCUUGGUUGACUACUACAUCAACGUUGUUCCGCUUGCGGCUUGGGUUUGGUACAAGGAAUCGAACUUUUUUAGCGCUUUACUUUGGACAGUGCUUCUUAUCUGCCUAGGCAGUGUCACAACAUGCUUCUACAUUCUUUUGCAAUUUCUCAAGCUCUCACCUCAAGAGUCUUCACAAGAUCCCAUCUACCAUGUUCUGCUGCAGCAUUCCAGCAAGGAUGGCAUAGAACAGAAUAAGCAGCAUUUUCCAGUGAUAAUUGCUAGAAUCACUUUCAUUGUCUUGGGUUGUUUGAUGCUGGCAACUCUUCUCUACACCAUCUUCACCGAUGGUAGCCCUUUCCGGAAAGAACUUUUAACUCCGUGGAUGACAGCGACGCUAAUUGACUUCUACAUCAACGUCGUCGUUCUUUCUGUUUGGGUUGCUUAUAAGGAAUCAAGUUGGCUUAGUGCAUUUGUGUGGAUCCUUCUCUUGAUAUGCUUUGGCAGUAUUAGUACAUGUGCCUACAUAGUACGAGAACUCUUCCAGCUUUCUUCCCAGGAUCCACUCUACUUCGUCUUGUUUAACAAUGGUUAUAGGCAUCCAUGAUGUAUUCUCUGGUUACUCCGGCUUUUGUGUAGUUUGCCAUCAACUACUUCACUAUAGUUUUGAUUGCUAAAAGGAAAACAUGAUGAUCAUGAUGCACAGAUCAACCAGACACAAACAAGACUUAGUUUAUUCCCCCGAUAAUUUCUGAGCAUGACAGCAGAAAGCUGAAAACUGUGGUUUCUGCCAUAUCAUUGACAAUAGCUUUGUCAUACCAUAUUUGUUCAAUGGAAAAUGGAAGAACAUGCUUAUCUUAAAUAUCAUUACUACUGAAUAUCCA
Messenger RNA from Eucalyptus grandis, 1128 nucleotides. RefSeq lists its product as uncharacterized. Bases 3 to 851 code for a protein of 282 amino acids. The record is from RefSeq and is a predicted model, not a curated record. The transcript has 9 exons. NCBI's taxonomy places the organism in Eukaryota, Viridiplantae, Streptophyta, Magnoliopsida, Myrtales, Myrtaceae.